Pecten maximus is the source of this 4805-nucleotide messenger RNA. Its product is annotated as poly [ADP-ribose] polymerase 2-like. Gene Ontology annotation, molecular function: NAD+ poly-ADP-ribosyltransferase activity; zinc ion binding. The transcript is spliced from 18 exons. NCBI's taxonomy places the organism in Eukaryota, Metazoa, Mollusca, Bivalvia, Pectinida, Pectinidae. The coding region runs from base 46 to 2277 and encodes 743 amino acids. The record is from RefSeq and is a predicted model, not a curated record.
UUUGCUGAACGUACACAAACUUUGUCAAGCAAGGGGUUGCUAGCUAUGCCGCGCAAAAGGAAAGUAGUUGAAAGUAAAGCAGGAGGAGAUGCCAGUUCAUCCAAGAAGUCAUGUCCCGAUGGAUUAGGUGGGGCAACCAUUGAUUCAUGCACGGUUCGCUUCGAGUGGGAAGGCGAUAAAAAUGUAUGGACUCAGUAUGCCAGCAGUGUCAAUGAGUCGGUGUGUGCUGCUGUAGCUAAUGGAUUGAAAGAGAUUGAUUUUGCUGUUGGAAAGACGUCCUUUACUGUCAAGUUGGAAACAAUGGUCCAGAAAAACAAGAAAACUGGAUGGCAAAGACGUCUCAGAUGUUGUGUACAGGAAGAUGGGGGAUUCUAUGUAUGGCAGUGGGAGGAUGAGAAAGGGAGGUGGAAUCCCUACAGCUACGAUGUCGCGGUUAAAUUGGAAAAGGCUCGACAGCUCAAGGAGACUGAAGUAGAUAUAUCGGCUUGUGCUCGAUCUUACAGUGUGGACAUCUCAGCCAUGGAACAAACCAAUACCGCUACAGAUGUAGUGAGAAACGUAGCCAGGAUCAAGUCAGAUGCAGAAGAAGCUUCGGGAGAAGAACCAACAGUAACCAGUUCCCUGAAUGAUACUGCAGCAACAAAAUCAGGCAAGGGAAAGGUCAAGGCAGAACCAGUGGACAAUGAGGCAACAAAAUCUGGGGGGAGUGCUGCAAAAAGUGGAGGAAAGGCUUCAAAAUCAGGCAAAGGGUCCGACAGGUCAGGGGAAGGUGAAUCAAGGGUGAAAACGGUAAUCGUAAAGAAAGGAAGUGCCCCUGUAGACCCAGAAUGCACUUUGGCCGGAAAAGCUGAGGUUUUCACCGAAGGCAAAAAUGUUUGGGACUGCAUGCUCAAUCAGACAAAUGUAAGCAAUAACAACAACAAGUACUACCUCAUCCAGCUACUGAAUGAAGGCAAGGGAAAAUUCCACGUGUGGCAACGAUGGGGUCGGGUCGGCUAUAAUGGCCAGAACAAUCUUGUACCAUGUGGAGGUGACCUGGAUAAGGCCAAGACAAUGUUUACAAAAAAAUUUACUGACAAGACGAGAAAUGAUUGGGCUAACAGAGAUAAGUUUGUUAAAGUUCCUGGAAAAUACGACCUUCUUAAGAUGGACUAUGGUGAAAAGGAAGGUGAAGAUGAAAUGGAUGCUGGGCCUUCGGGUAGUCUCAAGGACGAUACACCGGUUCCUUCCUCAAAACUGGACCAGAGGUUGCAGGACCUGGUGAAUUUGAUAUGCGACAUUAAAUCCAUGGAAGAGGCUGUGAUUGAAAUGAAAUAUGACGCCAAAAAGGCUCCUCUAGGAAAGCUAACAACAGAACAAAUCAAAGCGGGAUAUGCCGCCCUGAAAGUCAUUGAUACAUGUAUCACCAAUGGUGACUUCGGUACAAAACUAAACCGGGCAUGUGACGAUUUCUAUACCAGGAUCCCCCACGAGUUUGGGAUGCGACAGCCGCCUGUGAUACGGACCAAAGAGGUGGUAGAACUCAAGAUGCAGCUUCUUGAGGCACUUGGCGAUAUUGAAAUUGCGAUUAAGACACUGAAGAUGGGAGACCGAUCCGAGAACCCAGUGGACAGACACUACCACUCACUCAAGUGUAAAAUGGAACCAAUGGACCAUAAGUCGGACGACUUCAAGAUGAUAACAGAUUACCUGUUCAACACUCACGCCGCUACACAUAACCAGUAUAAGUACCAGGUGGUGGAUAUCUUUGAUGUUGACAAAGAUGGAGAAACAGCUGCUUUUAAAGAUUAUGGAAAUAGAAUGUUACUGUGGCACGGAUCACGUCUAACAAAUUGGGUCGGAAUCCUGAGUCGAGGAUUACGGAUAGCUCCACCGGAGGCUCCCGUUACAGGAUACAUGUUUGGCAAGGGAGUAUAUUUUGCUGAUAUGUCCAGUAAAAGCGCAAACUAUUGCUUUGCCACAAAGACAAAGAACACAGCACUCAUCCUUCUAUGUGAGGUUUCUCUCGGACAAACCCAUGACUUACUCAAUGCUGACUAUAAUGCAGCUAAGCUACCACCAGGCAAACAUAGCACAAUGGGCCUUGGCAGGAUAGCCCCUGACCCAGCUGCCAAUAAAACACUGUCUGAUGGCACAAUUGUCCCCCUUGGCAAGAGUAAAGACACAGGAGUUAAAAAUCCCAAAGGCUACACACUGAACUAUAAUGAAUUCAUUGUGUACGACACAAAACAGAUACGAAUGAAAUAUCUUGUCAAAGUGAAAUUAAAUUUCAAGUGAGGGAUUUGAGUGUCAAAUUGUACUGAAAAAUGCUCUGACAAUGUAAAAAGACAAUAACGAAGUUGAUAAAAUGCCAUAAUUAACAUUGAACUUGAAAGUUUUGUUGAAACUUAAAGUUGGAAGACAUUGGAAACUGAAAGGUCUUAUCUAGGCUGCUUGAACUCUGAAUUCUUCACCACAGAUUGAACUCUUGACCUUGUUACUUGCUGUGAUAUCACACAGAGUACCUGGUAAUUGAAUUAAUUACAAAGGUUUCAAAAACAAUGUUUUAAGACCUUUUGUUUGCAUGAUUUUUAAUAAACUUAAAGAGAAAAUAUGUAUGCUUUUUGAUUAAAAAUUUUUUUUACUUAAAAUUGGAGGGCUAAGUUGCCAAUUCACCUGAUUAUAUCAGGUCAACUUGAUGGUUUUGGUCGUAUUGUGAUUGGUUCAACCUUAAAUUGUUGGAAACACUGAUAUUUUUAUCAAAGUUUCAAUUUUUUACAGAAUAAGUUAGAAUGUACUAUAACUGUCUUAAGUUAUUCACAAAUAUGAUUGAUUACCGGUAUAUAAGGCCAUUCCACUAUUUUUGAAUGGCUAUUAACAAAUCAUAUAUUCAAACGUAACAAAAUUUUAACAGGUUAUACAAUAAUUUUGCAGUAGAAAUAGUGAUUAGAAUAGGAACACUGUAAUUAGCACAGUUAUAAUUAACCAUAAUGCUUCCUAUACGCAAAAAUUAAAAAAAAAAAAAAAAAAAAAAUAACUCAAUAAUUAUGUGAAGUGUGCAGAACACUUGACUUUAGUCAUUGGGACAAAACCUAGCAAUAGACGAAGUCGUGAAGGAGGUAAACCAGUAACUAUGCUUACAGAACAAUUUAGUCAGUGAGACAAAAUCUAGCAAUAGACGGAGUCAUGUAGGUGGUAAACCAGUAACUAACGCCAACAGAACACUGACUAUAGUCAGUGAGACAAAACUUAACAACAGACAGAGUCAUGUAGGUGAGAACUAUAAUAGUAACUAAUGCCUGUAGAUCACUAAAUAAGUGAGAUGCAACCUACUAAUAACUAAUGCAGACAGAACACUGACUGUAGUCAGUAAGACAAAACUUAUAGCAAUAUAGGUGGAGUUAUGUAGGGGUUAACCAGUUACUAGUGCCUACAGAACAUUAGCUAUAGCCAGUGAGACAAAACAGUGGCGAAAUAAGGGAGAGUUGAUAUUUCUUCAACCAUUAUUAACAUAUAUAAAUAUACAAUAAAAAAGGUGAGGCACUCAUUCAUCAAUUGAUAAUACAUGUGGUUUUGACAUGGAAAGCUUUGUAUUAGGUAUUGAAAACCAUUAAUAUCGUCUCCCAUUAGCAUGUAAAGUGUAAAUUGUAUGUUGUUAAAGACUUGUGACAAUUUCGCUUCUGAUCCAUCUUUGAUACUCCAGGGGUUACAUUUACGUUAACUCUCUAAACCCCUGAUAUAUAUUUCGUGGCAAAUUUGAAGACAAGCAGUCAAUUCCAUGUAGCUACUUAAUUGUUGUCGGGAGAAAAACCUACCAAAUCGCAAAGCUGAUGCAUUUGAAGAAGACGACCAAUUUCAAAGCCGAUCAUUUUAACAGUAUGGUAACCUUGAUAUUCAAUUUAUGUUUAUGAAUAGAUCCAUCUAAGUCUGCCUUCAAUUUUAUGAGGGCAUAUUCCAGGGGUGCAGAGAGCGAAAGUGAAUGUAACCCUGUAUUAACGAAGAUGAUUCUGACCAAUAAGAGGCUUUCUUAUGUUGACCAGGCAGCUAUUCUGUAUAUAUUAACACUAUCUUCAAUGUCAACCGAACAUUGACUUAAUCUCCAAUCAGAUGAACCCUAGCAAUUCAAGAAGCAGUUUCAUAGUCGGAAAAGUUUUUACUCUCCACCUGCCCAUUUACAGUAAUCCUAACAUUUGAAAAUUAAUACAUGAUCAUUCGCUUUAAAUAAUCAUGUGUAAGGCUUGAUUAAAAUCUGGUAAACCCCGGGAGGAUUUGUCAAGUACUUCAGAACAGUACUUUAUUGCUGUGGAAUUGGCUUAGUUUUGUGUAAUAAGACACCUGUCCUUUUAAAUAGUAUUUAAUUUGUACAUGAAUGUGUCAUUUGUACCAUUUCUGAUAAUCAGUAUUCUGCUUGUUAGAAAGCGCAGUAAAAAAGAAAGAAAAAAAAGAAAAAGCCAGAUACCAAAGCACAAUAGAAUUACAGAUGUUUAAUGGAACUUUAACUACUGUAUAUUUGGCUGUGGUACAGCAGUAUAUCUUCUGGGUAUGUGAAACAAGAACAGAAUAAUCUGUUGGGUAAAUUUCCAAGAACCAAGUUCAGGUUGAAUUCAUGUGUGUUGUGAUUCAUAUACCACAUUAUAGUAGGUGUCUUGAUGAUAUCUAUACAGUGGUAAAAUCAAACAAAUCAAAAUAGAAUAGAAGUCCCAACUCCUAAUUUAUAAGCCAGCUUUCCAAACAGUAUAUAUUCUACUUGCUUAUAUAGCUUGUUGCUGACGUGUUUCUGGGUAUAUGGGAACAGAAAUACCCCAGCAAAAACAGGUUUUGUAAAA